GUACCGUGCGCCGUCGAGAAAUUUUUGUCUCUGCUUUUUAAAGAGAAGCUAUAAAUCAGGCUGAGCCGAUCGUUCCAGGUCGGAAUUUCAGCAAACAAAAACCAUCAAAAACAUUGCUCUUCUAUCAUACUAUCAUAAUUCUUUCUGAGCCAGACUGACCUAUUUGGCAAUGUCUUUGACGAACCUAAAGGUCAACAGUCUCUAUAUUCUCUUAUUCAUCAGGAAUCAUCCUCCUGCCCCCAACGAUUUCCACUGGGGCCUCUACUUCCACCGCAACCCCGACACUGGAGGAACCAAGUAUCACAUCAAGCAGCAAGGCAGUGGCUGGAUUGCUGACCAUGCACCUACUGCCGGAGUCUUCAAGUCAUUCCUUCUCGUUGGACUUUUCAGGAUAGCUGAUGUUCCGGUGGGAUGGGAGAGUCACCUGGAUCAGACAAUGAAAGCUUACGACAAUCAGCUGAAUUUGCCUGGGAUUACCUGUCGUGUUUGGGUUCUCUGGGUCCUAGCUCUUUUACAGAAGCCAAUUGCUGGGAAAGUUAUCCUGAAGUGCAGCAACCUUCAGAGUCUCGAAAAUGAGGUUAAAGACUGGGGCAAUGCCAACGCGACGAGUGCAGCGAACAAUGUUCAGCCAAGGCCAUUAGCAGCUUCUACUUUGUGCGGACUUUGAAGAUGAGUCAUGUUUCAUGGCUGGAAAGCCUACAAGGGUCUAGAACCGCCCCCGCCUGUAUAGCGUCAGGCUUUUAGCAAUGAUUCGUGCUGUAUCUCGAGUAGGUAUUAUACUUGGCAGACAUAAUCUCAAUGUUGUUGAUGGAACUUUAUUCUACCCUGUAAUUAGACUGUAGCCUAGAUUCUUUCCCCUUUAUCGCCCGGGUCGAUCAUGUUAAAUCAGUAUUAAGAUGAAUUGAGAGUUUGUACACGGACUCGAUAAUGAGACCAC
Aspergillus homomorphus CBS 101889 is the source of this 937-nucleotide messenger RNA. RefSeq lists its product as uncharacterized. NCBI's taxonomy places the organism in Eukaryota, Fungi, Ascomycota, Eurotiomycetes, Eurotiales, Aspergillaceae. Bases 170 to 667 code for a protein of 165 amino acids. The transcript has 2 exons. The record is from RefSeq and is a predicted model, not a curated record.